CAUUAGCUUAGUCCUGAAGGAGCGAAGCGACGUAGGGACUGAGCUCUGUUUGGUACGGCAGCUUCGGAGCUGCCUGAGUUGUUUAUCUUCCUCUCGGUUCCUUGGUGAAGGCCUUCUGCCUUCACUUAGAGAGCACUCACAUCACUGUGAGUGAUUACUUUCAAGCCUUACCUUUCCUUCGAGUUCGACCGAGUUCCCACUCUUCGCGCCGUCUUCUAUGGCGAAGAAGAACAACAAAGUAGCAAUCACCCAGCAAGCACAAGCUCAACAGAAACCAGCUACUCGUAGUGCUACUCGCAAAGCAGGUGCGGCCGCUCCCGAGCAGCCUCAGAAUGGCGGGGCCGCUAAGGCACCGCGCGCUCAGCCGCCGCCGGGGGAGGAGACCGAUGACGGCUUUGAGGACUCCGACGUUGUCGAUAGCGAGGAGGAGGAUUCCGGCAAGUCUGAGGCUGAUCUUCGCAAGCUCAGGUUGCUGAUCCGCAGCGAAGUGGCGCGCUCAAGGCGCCUGAGGGCCAAGCCUGCCAUCAAGAAGAAGCCGUCUCCUAAGGCCUUGCAGCGGUCUUUGAAGCCGGUACUGGCCAAGGAGCUGGACCCUCUCCUCUGCGCGACCGCCAGCGACCCUUUCACCACCCCUCAGGCCGGCCACAAGCAGAUCUACAAGAUGUUUGAGAUGAUGGCCAGGAACGCCAUUGAGUCUAUGGAGUCUGGUGACGACCGCUUGCUCAAGCACUAUCUGGACUCGAUGAAGGGCAUGGCAGGCAUCUGCGUGGCUGCGGUCGACAACUUGGGCAGCGUUCACAGCUGCGGCCUCAAUGCGAUGCUCCGCUACAUCAACAGCACGCUCAGCGAGGUGGUGCUGACUCCGGACAAGGUGUCCUUUAACGCCACGCUGGCCACCGCCUUCUUGAACGCGGCGCGCGAUGAGAGCGGCCGCGGUGGAGGCAACAGGAGGCGCGGGCGGCAGGAUCGCCGCGAGCGGGAUUUCAAGCGGGACUCGCGCGAGGAUUCGCGCGAGGCGGAUCGCGAGUACGACCGGGAGCGGCGCUACCGUGCGAGCUAUGAGAACAGGCGCAGGCGCUAAAGUGGUUGUGCCCGCGUGCACACUUCAAGGAGAGGUGUUUCCAGCUGUGUAGCGCCGGCGGUCGGCCUCGUGUUGGGUUUUGUAUGCGCCCGCGUGCGCUUGGCGCCCGCGUGCGCCUGGAGGGGUGGCCCCUAGUACUUGGUGUUCAGUCGCCCGCGUGCGAAUAGGUUUAGGCGCUAGGAGCGCGAGAGAAGGGUUUCGCUGGAGGUGCUUGUUUUGCCCUGUCGGGUCGGGUUGGCCCCCUUGGUCUUUUGCCGCCGGCUAGUAUCGUUAGGCCCUGGUGCUGGCGCAGAGUUGUUGACUUCCCCCCCCUCCCGGUUUGGCCUGUGGCCCCGCAGACUGCGCCGGAGUGCGCUGAGGACUUAAGGCUGUUGGAUCAGCUCGAACUGGCUCUUGUUACAGCACUGCUUCCGCUCCUCUCCCUCUUCCCCGUCCCAAGUUGGCAGCCUGGUGCUUUUUUAGGCCUGAGGUCCUUCCCCCGGUGGUCGGCAGCUUUGGCAGCUGUCAGUUGCUUAAUCUAGGGUGGUUAACCGCGCCUUGGUCCUGCAGUUCGUCUUAGGCACCUUCAGCGGGCUCCUUAUCACGUAAUCUUCCCUUCGUUCCCCCCGCCACCCGUCAGUGUGCUAACGGCAGGACCAGGAGAUCAAGAUGAAGUUCCCCAGCUGGGUCAAGAGGGCUCUUAGCCUAGUUGGUUCUGGCAAGGAGAAGAAGGAUGUCCGGACUGACGUCGCCAGGGCAGCGAGGGAGAUUGAUCAAGUUCCGAGCGCCCAACCGGCGGCCGGUACCGGCGGCGGCCCUAACGAGCACGGCAGGCCGGUCAAGAAGCUGGCUGUCACAUCGGGCGAUGGCAUGGUGGCGCAGACGGCUAGGGCGCCGGAGUCGGCGCCGCGGAUUCGGCACCGCAAGGAGCCCGCUACCCCAGCCAUGCCUGUAGAAGGUAUGGAGCAGGCCGUAGAGGGGGUCAAUCUAGAGGACAUCCCGGGAGAAUUUGCCGUUUCCGCUGAGGCAGCACCAGCAGCGAAACCGCAGCCGCCAGUUAUGAGGGGGAGGCUCCGGGCUAAGGCUCAAGAAUGGCAUGCUUGGGUCUCCAACCCCUUGGUUCUUAGCUGGAUAGUAGAAGGGUUCCCUCUCUCGUGGGAGAAGGGCCAGCCACCGCCGCCUCACUUUGCCGGCAAUCACGCUUCAGCAGAGCAGCAUGCAGAUUUUGUUGACCAGGCCAUCUCCGACCUUUUAACCGCCAAAUCCAUCCUUGAGGUUCCCCGGAAGCCGCGCAUGGUCUGUCCCUUGGGAGUAGUCGAGCAGGGCACCAAGAAACGCCUCAUCUACGACGCUCGGCCGGUCAACGACUACUUGCACAUCCCCAAGUUUCGUUACGAAGACCUGAAGGCGGCACCGGGCUUCUUGCUUCCUGACGACUUCGUUUUCACGCUAGAUCUCAAGAGCGGCUACCAUCACCUUGACAUCAGGGAGGACUGCUGGCAGUACUUGGGUUUCCAGUGGAGGGGGCGUUUCUACGUCUUCACGCAACUGCCAUUCGGUCUUGCGAGCGCAUGCUGGGCUUUCACGAAGCUCACGCGCGAAGUACUUCGGGGCUGGCGGCGGCGGGGCUGGAGGUGCAGUGGCUACCUCGACGACCAGUUCCAUGCGGACCAAGACCCCGAGCGGUUGGUGCGGCGGAGGGAGGUUGUCUUAGCCCAACUGGAGAAUCUGGGGUUCGUGGUCAACCGGGAGAAGUCGAUGCUAGGGGCCCCCGCGCAACGUUUUCGCUAUCUGGGCAUGCUCCUUGACACCAAGGAAGGCGUUUUCAUCGUACCAGAGGACAAGCGCACCCGUGUCUUAGACGCCAUCAACCUCACCCUUAACUCACGGCGCAUCCCUGUCCGCGCUUUGGCUUCGAUUAAGGGCCAGCUCCUCGCCAUGGGCUGGGCUUUCGGCCCCUGGUCGCGGCUUCGCACCAGGGGCCUCGGGAGGUUAAUUGAAACCCGCCGGUCCUGGAGCUCCCACUUGCCCCUUUCAGAUGAAGCUCGGGAGGACUUGCUUUUCUGGCAGCAGUUCUUUGACCAUUUCAACGGCAAGCGCAAGCUUUGGGAGCCCACCAAGGUUUACUCCAUCAUUCAUUGUGACGCCGCCGGCAAAUCAGAGGUGUCUCUCGGCGGCUGGGGCGCCUGGACGGUGCUAGGCGGUCAGCUGGCAGUGGCGCGGGGUGGCUGGGACCCCAAGACACGGCAGUACGCAUCAACUCCGCAGGAGCUGAAGGCGGUCCUGAACGCCCUCCGCUCGUUCGACAGCCCAGCAGGCCUCUCGGGCCAUGCGGUCAAGGUGAUUACGGACAACCUCAACACCGCCAACAUCAUCAACAAGGGCGCGGCUAAGGCGGACGCGUGUUACGAGGUGGCGUACGACCUGCUUUGGUUCUGCGUUGAGCGGGACAUCAGACUGCAAGCCGAAUGGCGCCCUCGCGAGCGCAACCAACUGGCGGACUACAUCUCCAAGAUGAGCGACCCUGAUGAUUGGAGCCUGCAGCGCAGCGUGUUCAAGAGGCUGAGCGAGAUGUGGGGCCCCUUUGAGGUUGACCUGUUCGCGUCUGACUCUAACCAUCACCUCCCAACCUAUUACUCCCGCUUCUUCACGCCGGAUACCGCGGGGGUCGACGCCUUCCGUUUCCACUGGGGUCGAAAGUGCUGGGCGAACCCCCCAUUCUCCCAGCUCCUGCGGGUGUUGCGGCAUGCGCAAACGUGUCGGGCCAGACUCUGCUUGGUGGCCCCCGUGUGGCCGUCAAGGGAUUGGUGGUCCUUCCUGACGGAAGACGGCUGCUUUUUUCGGGAUUUCGUUCACGGCAUGCAACCCCUGGGUUGGGCGGCGGAGGUUUUCUCACCCGGGGAACGGGCAAUCCCGAGAGGGGCGGGGAACUGGCUGGUCAUGGCGCUGCUCCUCGAUUUCGCCGCACGCUCCCCCCGCCUGAUUAACGUUCCCGAUGACCCGGUCCGGCCCCGCCCACAGAGGCGCGACUAAGGGCGGACGCGCUCUUGGGCUCGGUUGCAGACGAGGCGGACGGCGCACUGAGGUCCUUGGCGGAGGACUUCAGCAGUCAGGCCAGCGGCGCGCUCGCAGCGACCUCGGUGGCCAUCUACGCUGGACCGUGGCGCAAGUUUGUGCGUUGGUGGCAGGAGAGGAACCUCCCGGGAACGGUUUUCGACACGCCACCGGCAGUGGUGGGCUUGUAUCUUUUCGCCGUUCACACGGCGGCCGCGGCGGACGGGGUUGGCGAGGGCAGGGUCAGGCAGGCCAGCGCAGCCAUUCACCACCACUUCACAGCAGCCGGUUUACCUUCGCCGACGUCCCACUCAAUCUGCCGGAUCACCCGGAGGCUCGCCGCGAAGCAGCUAGUGCCCAAACCGGCUCCAAGGGACGCUCUCACGCGCGAGGACCUCCAGGCUUUCGUACAGAGGUUUGGGGGUCCGGAUGCGGGGCUGCUGCCUUUAAUGAUGUCUGCGGCGGUUUCCCUCAUGUUCUUCGCUUUCCUACGGUUUGACGAGCUCGCUGAGGUGUCUGUCCACCGUGACCUCCUCGUCAUAACUGACUCGCACAUGGAAGUGUUCAUCCCCAGGUCUAAGACAGACCAGACGUGGAAGGGAGCGUGGGCGGUGGUGGGGCGGGUCAGCGGCCCCAUCUGCCCCGUCGCGCUGAUCGAGCGGCUGCUGCGGAAGGGGCGCUACCGUCGGGAGCCCAGCUCAGCUCAGGAGGAUGUCGGGCCGCUGCUGCGCACGGUCCAGAGCACAGCAGCGGGGGGCCGCCUGCAGCAGCUUGUCGGCACAGUUGAGCAUCCGGUCUGGAGCAUGAGCUACAACGCUUUCAGGGCCCGUUUGGCGUACAUGUGCGGGCAAGCGGGCCUACAAAAGCACAUCACGCCGCACUCAAUGCGCAUCGGCGGCAACAGUGCGGCGGCGGAGACGGGUGUCUCAGCGGAGCUACGCAUGGCGCACGGCCGGUGGCUGUCUCCGCAGAUGGUGCAGCUGUACACGCGGCGGACGGUCGAUGAAGCAGUGGGUCUCACCAGACGCCUGGGCCAGCGCUGAACGAGGUGCGCUGCCCGGCGGCUGGUGCUGGCGAAUCAUGCUUGUGGUGCUGUGGAGGGUCGCCGUGCGGUAGCGCGCGCCUGCUGGCGGCGGCGCUGGGAGCCUUUCUUGGGAGCCUGGAGUGCGUGGCGCCGGCCGCUUGGAGCCGGGGGGCCUGGGAGUUAUCGGGGGUCUGGUUUUGCUGCUGUGGGUCGGCGGUUGUGGGCCGUGGGCUGGUCUCGGUGACGGGUCGGUGGGCCUGGUUCGUUUCGUGGUUCUCAGUUUGGUGUUGUCGGUGGGGUCGGUUUCGGUUUCUUCUUGGGCUUGGGCUAGCCGUGGGCGUGUUGCUGGGUGUUGCUAGGGGUCGUUGGGUUCUUGUCGGUUAGUUGCCUGGUUGGGUUUUGGUUUUUUGGUCGCCUGCCAACUUUAGGUGCUGGCCGGAGCUGCAGCGGGGUUUUUGCCCUUGUGCGCCCCUGUUCCCGUUUUUACCCGCUGCGUUCGCUCCGUGCUGGUUUUGUCUCGGGAAUGCAGGGGCUGGCAGGCGCCCUUAGAGUCCUUGGUUGUUUUCUUGGUUGAGGCGGCUCGCGCGACACCCUCGCGCUGCUGGGGUUGCAGUUCGUUGGUUGUUGUGGGUUGGGUUGCGGCCGGUGGUCGGCCUUCGCCAGACUUGGUUUUUUGGCUGUUCGCGCGUUGCUGUCGCGCUCGCUCGCUUGCUGUGUUUGCUCUCCACGUGUAAGGUCCAGUCGUCUGCUUCCUGGCUCGCUCUUUCACGCUCAGCUCGUUACAACGAUAGGCAGCUGCUUAGGACCAAAC
This is a messenger RNA of Astrephomene gubernaculifera, 5949 nucleotides long. The record is from the annotation of a GenBank genome assembly. NCBI's taxonomy places the organism in Eukaryota, Viridiplantae, Chlorophyta, Chlorophyceae, Chlamydomonadales, Astrephomenaceae.